AUGGCAACGGCCAUACUCGAUCGUGGAACAGGUGUUCCUUGUUCACAUAAUUGUAGUCAAAGCUACUCGGUCGCUCGUUGCGUCACCUGUGAAAAAUUCCUAUGCCGAGAAUGUCUGACAGCCCACAACAAUUAUCCAGCCAACAACGGUCAUUCUGUUUUAACGAUGGAAGAGUUAUUGAAGUCAGAGAUUCGCAACAAAAUCAACGACAAAAUGUAUUGCAAUGAACACUCGGGCAAGAAAUUAAAAGUUUACUGCGAAACUUGUGAUCAGCUGAUUUGCAGGGACUGCAUGGAUUUUAAACACAUCAAGCAAGGUCAUUCAUGUGUUCUCGUCAAGGAUGUAGCGAGCGACUAUAAGGAACUUCUUGCUUCAAAUGGCAAAGCAAUGGAAGACGCUUUAAUUGAAGGCAAUAUAUUUCUUCAAAGAUUAACGCUGACGGCACAACAACUUGAUCGCGAUGCAGAAAAUGUCAAAAAUAAAAUUGCACAAAGAAAGGAAUUCGUGGCGAUGAAAGUCAUUGAAAUGUUGAAUAAAAAAACUGAAAAUCUUUGUAAAAAAGUUGACGAAAUUCACAAAGGCGAACGAGUCAAUUUGGACAUACAGGCAGAAGAAACAAAGUUAUACGUAGAGAACAUAAAAACGUCUGUUCAACUUUCGAAAACGUUGGUCGACCAAGGCACAGAAGAAGAAAUAUUUUUCUCUCAGAAAAUGAUGCUGGAUAACGCAAAUAAUCUCCUAACAAAACGCGAAGAGUAUUUCAAAGCACCUAUACACGUUGCAAAAUUGAACUACACUUCCUCUAGUGGCGAAGAACCAAUAAACGAAGAGAUCUUGAAAGGACUGGCUAACAGUUUAGGAGAGGUCCAUAAAGAGUAUUUCGAAGCACCUAUACCCGUUGCAAAAUUAAACGACACUUCCUCUUGUGGCAUAAAACCAAUAAACGGAGAAAUUUUGGGAGGAUUGGUAAACAGUUUAGGAGAGGUCCAUGAAACGAGUAACGAUACAGGUAAGAAACCAAUCCAUAAUGGCGGAGGGGGGGGGGGGCAAAGGAGAACCCUAGAUAAAUGUGGUCACUCAUUUUGUAUCGAUCCUUUAUUUGAGAAAUACCCAGCUUAUAAUUCCCUGGUAUAUAUGUAUACCGUUUAAAAGUCAACUUCCAAAGAUUAAGAAUCGAGGUAAAAAUGUAAUCCAAAUCCAAAGGCUCCAGCAUUCUCUACCUGUAGAAGUCGUUUGUUUUAAACUCCUACAGGCUAGUUACAAUGCAGUGACAGGAAACACAGCAGUAAGAAAAGGUGUUUCUCGGAGUUGGUUUUUAUUCAGCCAAGUGGGUGAAAAUGAAUUAAUUCGCCUUGAGAAACAUCGACCAUCUCUGGAUCCCUAAACAUACUGUCUCCCUAAACAUACUGUCUCCAUUAUAGCCUCAGUAAACAGUGUUGUAUAACGUUAGUUAUUUUUCCUGUUUUGUUGAAAUUGUAUUUCUCAAAUAGUGACACUCAAUUUCUAUUUGUGCAUUAGGACGUCAAAGUGCCACAUCCAGUCUAAAUCUAAAGACCCCAGCAUUCUCUAUCUCUGGGAGUAGUUUUCCAACACACAUCGGUUAUGACAAUGCAGCUACAUGUAACAUAACAAGAAGAGAAG
Paramuricea clavata is the source of this 1641-nucleotide messenger RNA. Lineage: Eukaryota; Metazoa; Cnidaria; Anthozoa; Malacalcyonacea; Plexauridae. The record is from the annotation of a GenBank genome assembly.